CUGCUGAACGUGGCGCGUGCUGUCUGGAAACUUGUGGGUAAGUAGUCUCAGGGAGUGGUGCUGGCGAGAUAGAGGUGCUGGAGAGUAAGAGGGAAUAGUAUCUAUGAGCAAGACACAUCAUCGUGCACACCCAUGCCUUCCUUCCCCUUCCUCUUCAAGUUCCUCCCAUCCCCUGCAAGUGAAAGUUGCGAGCCUCUUUCCGCAAGAUGACGCCACUGGGGGGUUCCUCCGGCAUGCGCCAGCCCGCGAGGUGGGCGUGCAAUCAGCUACAAGAACCGCAGAAGCCGGAGCGAGGAUGCGAGUGUCCACACCACACCAGCUUGGAGAAGCCCACACCGUGUUGGCACGUGCACAUUUCACGAACUUUUAACUGCAGUUUCACAGAAAGUCUGAGGAGUUCCCUCGAUACACGUAUUAAGACAGGUACGCACCAGCCCAUCACUGAGAAACACUAACCCCUCGAGGCUCCGUCCGGCGUCAGACACCAUCGUCAUCCAUCAUGGCACUCAACCGCAAAAAGAUCCCGAAGAACGUGCUGGAGCUCUUUGACCGUUACGUGGAGAACAACGUGCGCCACCUGAACAAGCCAGACGCCGUCAAUAUGCUGAUGCAGGAGUUCGGACUGGAUGAGGUGCAGGCCGGCGUCAUGUUCGAGUCCUUCGACAAGGACCAAAACGGCGUCAUGAGCAUCUGGGAGUUCGAGCAGUUCUUCUUGUGUAUGGGCAACCAUGCGCAGGAGAUCGUGAAGAAGUUUCAAGAGUUGGACAAAGAUGGCAGCGGCAAGCUGGAACAGGAGGAGGCUAUCCAGGGACUGAAGGACAUCAAGACGGGCGCAGGACGUGGUCUGGUGGACAAGGAGAUCGAGUUCUUCAUGAAGACAACUGCGGGAGACGAUGGAGUCAUUGACCUGGCACAGUUCACUAACUUGCUGUAUAGACUCAAGCUGUACAAUGCCCCACCACCAAAAUAGGCUUCUCAACAUUUUUUUGUUUCUGUUUUUGUGACGAGUGAGGUUCGAGAACAGCAAGAGGGUAUAAUUUACACUGUUAUAUUAAAAUGUUACUGUUAUGAUUUUUUUCAUGGCCUGGGUCACUCACAGAAGUCUUGGCUUGACCAAUCAUUACACAGUACAUAAGUGAUAACUUCAGUUACCCUUUUCCCCUCCACGUCUAAGAGUCUUGAAUGCGCUGAGCAGCAUGCGACUGGAGGGGAAAUAAUCUUUAAGCUGGCUGAGGUAUAAUGACAAACUAAGCAUAAAUCAAAUAUUUUAUCAACUCCUGAAUCCAUAUCACUAGAUAAUUGCUAAUGGCAUUUUUUGUUUCGGUUUUUUAUACACUAAUCAAGUUUUUGUUUGAAGAACGGCACUUCCCAUUCCAGUAUUAAUCCUCAGCUAGCUUUUCUGUAUUUCUUGCGAAAAUACAUUCUGCACUUUUUCAAACUCGUCGACAUCAGAUACUAUCCUGUUUAUUGGCAAUGCAAAUAUACAGAUUCGCCAACUUUCAUAUCCUUUCAUGAGUUGUAACAACUGUACUUUAGUCACCAUGUGACAGCUUUUUCAUGGAAGAUGUAACUUACAUCUUAUGUGUGACACCGUAUUCCUUGUUUACAGUAUGAUGGCGGGUUCCUCUUAAAUGUUGGGAGAUCCGUGUACUUGUCACAGAUAAGAACGUACGGGGAAAACCGGCUGGUGUUCAGAUCUCAUCUCAGGCAACCUGUUAUUUCUUUGUAUAUAACACUUGUUUACAUGGCCGACUGCUUUAUCGUGAUAGAGCCUCAGUUUCAGGGUAAGAGUAAAAUGAUGAUUUUCACAUCCGCACCUGCCUUUUGAAGCUACUUCCUCCAACCGUCCACUUAAGUGUUGAAAAGUAUGUAUAGCCUUGUAUAGCGACUGAUGGGCUGCUCACUAUGGUGUUCAUUCCAUUCUUUCAUUUUUUUUAUCCUAUACAUACUGAACGGAAAGAGCAUCUUUAUUUCCUUCAUCGUCUGUGUUAAAAUGUUUAGCUGUAUAUAAGCGCUUGGCCUGCGUGUUCAAUAUAUUGCUUUGUUUCUCAUCUAAUUUUUAACAUUAAACGAAAAAAUAUUGCACGAUCUGAACAAAAAUUGAAACAAUCAGAUAAUUACAAAAUGACUCCCAGCAGUAGAACUAAAUCCAUAUAAACAGUAGCUAUGUGAUAUCCAAUACACAAGAAGACUAGUAGGUGCGGCCUGUAUAUUAUUGCAGUUUCCGUAGAUUAGUACCUAGCGCUAGCUAAAUGUUGUAACCCUGGAGGCGCAUAGUCCAAGAGGUCUAAAAGCCGAAUGUUCAAUACUUUUGUCAAAAAAAUUAUUUGCAUUGUGUUCAAGUAUGAGAGCAGGUAUUUGGUGAUCUGGGAGUCGCACAGUUGAUUUUUUUAAAUUCUCGUGUCACAUUGUUCGCACAAUAUUCUUUGCUUGGUGAUAUAUAUAAGGUGUUUUCUUUUGCAAUGCUUUUAUUCAGCUUUUGAUAUUGUGCAUGAAGUAUGCAUUGCUAUAUUGCAGUUUAGAGUUGUUCAGUUUUGCAUUUUAUGUACAGUCGCUUGCACCCACAUGUUUGAAAAAACCUCAUCCUAACCCAAGCCAACCGAUAUACUGCACCUACCCAUCUCUAAGAUAACCUUUGUAUCGCACCUGAUCCCGACCCCAAACCUAGUCCCAAAUCCAAAUCUCAACCAAUAAAUAAAUGAAGUAUGUCCUCAGUUUUACAACACACAUGUUUGUGUGGAAACUAGGAGAGAAUGAAGUGCUGCCAUAACACGAGUAUUUUUUGGCCAUGAAUCUAGUAUCAGAACAUACUCUGAACAUGCGCAAUAACCGAAAAAAGAAAGAUACAAAACGAAAGCCAUCUAACAACUGUUCGUAUUUAUUUAUUAGUCAUGGCCUCAUACUCCUUUGGCUCCAUCUCUCCAGCUCAAAACUGUGGCACGAAUGUUUCUGGCUGUUUACUUGCCAUUUUCACAUCAUAUUAUUAUGUCACUGCUGCUUGGUCUCGUAUACACUUUCUGGUCAGACCUUACCAAUUUUUGUGGGACAGGGAUAUUUAUACUCUGUGUAUUCUGAUCACUAUAUUUUACACUAUUGUAACUAAAAUAAACUUUUUAGAAACGA
Molecule: messenger RNA, 3123 nt
Organism: Pomacea canaliculata
Lineage: Eukaryota; Metazoa; Mollusca; Gastropoda; Architaenioglossa; Ampullariidae
Product: calcium-binding protein LPS1-beta-like
Exons: 4
Coding region: 500-970 (156 amino acids)
Molecular function (GO): calcium ion binding
Source: RefSeq, a predicted model, not a curated record